Messenger RNA from Girardinichthys multiradiatus, 2733 nucleotides. RefSeq lists its product as uncharacterized. The coding region runs from base 462 to 1160 and encodes 232 amino acids. Lineage: Eukaryota; Metazoa; Chordata; Actinopteri; Cyprinodontiformes; Goodeidae. The record is from RefSeq and is a predicted model, not a curated record. The transcript has 5 exons.
UGAUAGGCAGGAGCUGGACAGGUAUGGAGUUAAACUACAUGGGAACUAUACAAAAACUGACAAGCCAUGAAGGACACAGAAAACGACUUAAGAAUAAAUAAGUAAUAGUAGCAACUCAUUCAUCUGUGUAUUUACGUCUGAUGAAAGAAUGUGGUCGAGUUUUACCUCAUUUUAGCCACAAAAUCCAGCUUGAUCUGAGAGGUUUUCAGUUUUCCUCAAAGAUCAAGUCUGCUCCGAACAAGUGAGGCUUUUAUUGUGAAACUCUGAGGAAAACCUCGUCCUGCCUUGUCUGUUGGACCUGACCUGGUUGCCAGGGAGCCAGCUCCAUAGCAACCGGAUCGAGAGAGGGAGAAAAGUUGAGACAUUUAUUUGUUUGUUUAAAGAGGAGAUUUUAGUUGCAGCACAGGAAGAUGAGGCAUCCGCCGAGCACAGAAACAAGAACCAAAUAUAUUUAAUUCAAAAUGCCUUCAACAAUGACUGCGAAGCCCAAACCCGCGGAUGGAUCGAAGAGAAGCAAACCGCUGAGGCAGACAGCAGCCUGCAGCGGACCAGGCGGUGAUCUUCCAGCCGCCGCGGUGCGUAAAACCCGCGCGUCAAGCUGCUCCCGGUCCGCGCAGCCGCGGGACAAGAGCCACAGGGGCCCCACUACCACUACGGCAGGGGCCCAGGGGUCCAAACCAGGCUGCGAGAGGAGAGCCAGGUCCACAUCCGCUGCCCCAAAACCAACAGGAACCAAACCCGAGGAAAGGAGCCCCAGAACCGAGCCGGAGCGCCGGAGGGCCGCCAGCUCUGUGAGGCAAGCCGAUGUCAACCCGAAACUGCGGGACAGUACCGGGUGUCCGGGUCUGAAGGAGCUGCGGGUCUCCAGAGCUGAGGGGAAGGCUGUGAUCCAGAGUCACAAAGCUUUCACCGUCAUCCCUCCAAACCCAAAGAAACGAAGAGAAAUCCAGAAAAAGGCAGAGGCGGAGCUUGCCGCUCUGGAGGAGCUGCGUCUGAGCAGAGCGAUGGCCUAUGUGUCCAUCAACCCCAGCAGCGUCGGCGGCUGCAUGAGUCUGGAGGAAGUACGGCUGAAGCAGCAGCAGGAAAUGAUGCAAGCCAAGAGGAAACAGAAACAGAUGAAGAAGCAGGUGAUGGAGGAAACACCUGUCCUGACAAGGUGACCGAGCGGCUCGUCUCCUUCUCAUCUCGGCUGGCAGCUCAACUCAUGCUGAACACAACUUUACUGACACAGUGAAAGCCCGGUUCCGGUCCGGAGUUUUCAUCCACUCAUCAGAAGCAUGAAUGUCAAUAUUAGUUUUAGUCUUUAAAUGAUUUAUCUGAGAUGUUCUUUCUUCUGGGUUUAAUUUUUACACAUCAAACACGUUUUUAUAACAACUGGUUUCAGUUUAUUGAGGAUUUUUUCUGAUCCACACAGGGUCAGAAUUAUUCAUACAGACUCAAUUAUAUAUACUCCCCCAUUAAUGCUUGAUUAAGGGUUUUUCAACAAGUUGCACCUUAACCACUUGCUUUUUGUAGCCAUCAACAGGUUUCUGCAUCAUUCUGGCUGCAUAUUGGACCGAUCUUACUGGCAGAACCGACAGAGUUCUUUAAAAUGCUUGAAGUCCUGGCCCAGACCUGGCUUCUCCUGCUUCUUAUUUUUUCCAUCCACUUUAUGCAAUCCACCAGUACCACUGACUGUGAAACAUCCCCCAGCAUGAUGCUACCACCACCAUGCUUGACACGGAACAGUUUUCUUAGGUUUUGAAAGAAGUUCUCAUCAUCGUUUCCAAAGAGCUCAAUCUUUCUCACCUGACCUUUAAACUUUUCUCUAGAAGAGGUUUGGAUUGUCCACCGGAGCAGUUGCGGAUUUCUGCAGAGCUUGAAGGUUUUGUUUUUGGAGAAGGUGUUUCUUUCUUUGUUGGCAUCUUCUCAGUCCAUGGUGAUGUGAAACUGUCUGCUUUGUGGACCGUGACUGGUCUUCUAGCAUCUUCCUGCUCAAGGCAGGAUUUAGCCUCGGUGUUCCUAUGUAUUCCAGCCAAUUUUCUUUCCUCCCAGGUGGAUAGUUUGGGUCAGGCAGUUGAAACUUGAACAGAGUCGGGUGUUCUGACAGGAGAAUAAUCCCAAACAAAAACCAACAGAAACUUUGGAGGGCCAACCAUAAAAUUCUGGAAUGGAUCUUACCUAUUGAACCUAUUACCCAUUGAAUUUAUGUAAACUAAGCCUAAAAGCCUGGUCUGUGGCAAUAAUUUGACAAAUUUAAAUGAACUCUACCAUUUCAGCCAGGAAGUGGGCUCAGUUAUCCAACUAGAGUAAUGCCAGAAGCUCACUGAUUGCUACAACAAGCUUGUGAUUUCUCUGCAGCUUGCCAAGGAGCAUUUAACCAAACCAGCUGGGGAUUAUAUAUGAUUUUGAACCUGUGUUGAUCAGACAAAAUCCACAAUAAAUUCUAACUUGUGCACUCAAUUCUCGUUAUUAAUAAUAACGUGUUGCAUGAUCAGUCCAAAUGAAUGGGUUAAAAAGCACAGAAUGAAUCUGAUGUUCUUGCCUGUGAUGGUUGAUGUAACCCUCUGACCAGAGCCAUAUAAUAUACAUUAAAUUAUACAUUUUAUCAGUAAAAACCUGUAAUAACUGGUGUGUAUAACGCUCUACAGGUUGCAUAGAUUGUAUUUUAUAUAAAUGGGUGCUUUGUAUUUUGUGUUUGUAUAUAAAUUUCUGUUUAGAGAGGUAAUAAAGCUAAUCAAUGAUAAAAUAAAA